AUGGCCGGAAGUCAGCCUCUGCACAAGCAGCCCAUGAUAUCCAUUGGUGGAGGAGAGAAGUACAUGCACGGAGGGAAGUGCAUAAGCCAAGUGAAAUUGAAGGCGGCAGGGGAGGUCUCUGUGGGACAUGGAGGGGAAGGGAAGUAUCCAUGGGACGUAGAGGAGAGAGGGGAGAUCUCCAUGGAGUGUGGAGGGGGAAAGGAGGUGACCAUAGCUCUGCUUCCUCCACAGGGAGGGGGAGUGGCCCAGUCUGGCUCCAUCCAGCAGGCUUCACCAGUGCCCUCGGCCCCACCACAGGCAGAGCCGUUGGGCUCUGCCCGUGUUGCUAGACUUCCAGUUCACUUUUGUUCAGGCAAUUCAGAUCUCAGAGAAAUUUGCACUAACGGGGUGAGUUCAGUCAAACCUGGCUAUGUGCGAACUAUCAACUGGAAACAGAAUGCUGGCCAUGAAAAGGAGGACUUUCUCCUUGCUGUGCCCUUUGUUAAAACUUUUUUGUACUCGCCGUUAAGAACUAUAUACAGGGUUUCUGCAGAGGCUGUGACAGAAACCAAGGCAGCGGGAGUCCCGUUUGGGAUUGCCAGCCUGCGUGUGUUUAUUAAAGUCAAAAUAUAUUUAAAAAUCAGUGGCAGUUCUGUGGUAGAGAUUCAAGGAGAUGAAAUGACACAAAUCAUUUGGGAAUUGAUUCAAGAGAAACUCAUUUUUCCCUAUGUGGAACUGGAUCUACAUAGCUAUGAUUUAGGCAUAGAGAAUCAUGAUACCACCAACCACCAGGUCACCACGGAUGCUGCAGAAGCUAUAAAAAAGUAUAACAUUGGUGUCAAGUGUGCCACUGUCAUCCCUGAUGAGAAAAGGGUUGAGGAGUUCAAGUUGAAACAAAUGUGGAAAGCGCUAAAUGGCACCAUCCAAAAUAUUAUUCUGGGUGGCACAGUCUUCAGAAAAGCCAUUAUCUGCAAAAAUAUCCGCCAGCUUAUGAGUGGAUGGGUAAAACCCACCAUCGCAGGUCGUCAUGCUUAUGGGGAUCAAUACAGAGCAACUUAUUUUGUUGUUCCUGGGCCUGGAAAAGUAGAGCUAACCUACAUACUAAGUGACAGCACCCAAAAGGUGACAUACCUGGUACAUAACUUGGAAGAGGAUGAUAGUGUUGCCAUGGGGAUGUAUAAUCCAGAUAAGUCAAUUACAGAUUUUGCACACAGUUCCUUCCAAAGCUCUAAGGGUUGGCCUUUGUAUCUGAGCAAAAACACUAUUUUGAAGAAAUAUGAUGAACGUUUUAAAGACAUCUUUUAGGAGAUAUAUGACAAGCAGUACAAGUCCCAAUUUGAAGCCCAAAAGAUCUUGUAUGAGCAUAGGCUCAUCGAUGACAUGGUGGUCCAAGCUAUGAAAUCAGAAGGAGGCUUCAUCUGGGCCUCUAAAAAGUAUACUGGUGACAUGCAGUCAGACUCUGUGGCUCAAGGGUAUGUCUCUCUUGGCAUGAUGACCAGUGUGCUGGUGUGUCCACAAGGUAAGACAGUAGAAGCAGUGGCUGCCCACUGGACUGUAACCUGUCACUACCGCAUGUCCCAGAAAGGCCAGGAGAUGUCCAUCAAUCCCAUUGCUUCUAUUUUUGCCUGUACCAGAGGGUUGGCCCUCAGAGCAAAUAUUGAUAACGAUAAAGAGCUUGGCUUCUUUGCAAAUGCUUUGGAAGAAGUCUGUAUUGAGACAAUUGAGGCUGGUUUCAUGACCGAGGACUUGGCUGCUAGCAUUAAAGGUUUACCCAGUGUGCAAUGUUCUGACUACUUGAAUAUGUUUGAGUUCAUGGACAAACUUGGAGAAAACUUGAAGAUCAAACUGGCUCAGGCCAAACUUGAAAUUCAUACCUGGGCUGAGGAGGAUAAGUAUCUUUUGGCAACUAGGUCUACAGGUUUACAUUUUUCUGUGUCACACUCAAGGCUAAAGGCAAAAUCUAUUUUGUAAUUUGUUUAGAAGCCGGAGUUUAUCUUUUCUAUAAGUUUAUAGUCUUUUUCUUAUAUAUAGUUAUUGCCGCCUUUGUGAAUGUGGCAAGGGACUUUAAAUUUUAUUUUCUGGUAGCAGCCUAGGAAUUUGGUUAGUACUCAUUUGUAUUCACUGUCACUGUUUCUCAUGUUCUAUUAUAAAUGACCAAAAUCAAGAGUGCUCAAAAGGGUCAAUGAUAGCCACAGUAUUUUUCCCUAGAAUAUGCAUAAAGUAGAAAUGUACACCCUUCUUCUCCUGUCCAUGACCUUGGGCACGGGGAGGUUUUGUUGUUAAAGAUGUCCCAUUAUGUGAUGUAGAGCUGUACAUUAAACUUGCACAUGACUGGAACAAACUAUGAAUACAAUUAAAAUGUGUUGAAGAUACUGCAGUUAUUUUUGUAAAGAGCUUGCUGAAUGUUUCCAAUAGACUAAGUAUUUUUCAGGCCACAGGAGAGUUUGGCAUCUGGGAUAAAUACUACCUGGA
Mandrillus leucophaeus (drill) is the source of this 2451-nucleotide messenger RNA. Its product is annotated as isocitrate dehydrogenase [NADP] cytoplasmic-like. Lineage: Eukaryota; Metazoa; Chordata; Mammalia; Primates; Cercopithecidae. Gene Ontology annotation, biological process: isocitrate metabolic process. Gene Ontology annotation, molecular function: isocitrate dehydrogenase (NADP+) activity. Gene Ontology annotation, cellular component: mitochondrion; cytosol; peroxisome. The record is from RefSeq and is a predicted model, not a curated record.